Asparagus officinalis (garden asparagus) is the source of this 2493-nucleotide messenger RNA. RefSeq names its product L-type lectin-domain containing receptor kinase IV.1-like. Gene Ontology annotation, molecular function: carbohydrate binding; ATP binding; protein kinase activity. NCBI's taxonomy places the organism in Eukaryota, Viridiplantae, Streptophyta, Magnoliopsida, Asparagales, Asparagaceae. The record is from RefSeq and is a predicted model, not a curated record. Gene Ontology annotation, biological process: protein phosphorylation. The coding region runs from base 349 to 2412 and encodes 687 amino acids. The transcript has a single exon. Gene Ontology annotation, cellular component: plasma membrane.
UUAAUGCUGGUUUUGCUGCAUCCUCUCCACCUUCCCUCCAAGUUAUCUAGAAGACCUUUCUUUUAUCUGAAAGCACUAUGUACCACCAGCCGAUGCAUUUACCUGUUCUCUAGUUAAAUACUAUUUGGAAGAAAGAUUAGUGACGAUGACCAUAUAUUCUCCAAAGAGUUAAGCAGCUGACCAAUUGUUUGUAUCUAAUUGCUUAGUAAAUUGCUGGACCAGAUCCAGCUCGUAUCAGAUGUCUUCUUCUCUUUGGAUGGUGGGGUUAGCUCAAGGCUGUUUAACUUUAUAUCAUCACCGCGUGGCCGGACGGCUGAAUCAGCUGGUAGCAACAGAUUAGUGCGAAACAUGCCACAUAACAAAGACUUUAAGCGCUACUUAAAAACCUUUCUAGGUUUCUCCCCAUUUGCACGGAUGAAAAUAUCAUCCGUGUUGAUGAAGACAUUCUUCUUCUUCUUCUUCUUUGUUUUCCCAAGACUUGCAGCCUCAAGGGAACAUGACUUCACCUUCAAUGGAUUCAGUAAUACCGACCUGAGCAUUGAUGGCAUCGCCUCAGUCACACCUGACGGCCUCCUUGAGCUGACCAACAAAACCCAGAAUAUGAGGGGCCAUGCCUUCUAUCCUCGUCCCCUCCGCUUCAAGUCUGCGACUGGUAGACCCCUUUCCUUCUCCACUACUUUUGUGUUUGCCAUCCUCUCUGAAGUCUCCGAUCUGAGCGGCCAGGGCAUCGCCUUCUUUGUUUCUCAUACUGCUAAUCUCUCUCUCCCUUCUCCAAGCCAGUACCUGGGCCUCUUCACCGAAAGUAACAAUGGAAACUCAAGCAACCACAUCGUUGCCGUAGAAUUUGACACGAUUCAGAACCCUGAAUUUCAAGAUAUCAAUGACAAUCAUGUUGGAAUUGACAUCAACGGCUUGAUCUCCAACAAGUCGAGUCCUGCUGGGUAUUAUAAUGAUAGUACCGAUUCAUUACAGAAUUUGACCCUAAUUAGUGGCAACCCAAUGCAGGCAUGGGUGGAUUUUGAUGGUGAAGCGAUGCAGAUCAAUGUUACUUUAUCGCCGAUGGGAAUUCCUAAACCACGCAGGCCCCUCUUGUCCUCGACCAUUGAUCUUUCAAGCGUGAUGCUUGAUUCCAUGCAUGUAGGUUUCUCUUCAUCGGAUGGCCCUUUUCAUACUCAGCAUUACAUUCUUGGUUGGAGCUUCAAGACGAACGGGGUAGCAAGGCCUCUUGAUUAUUCAAAACUUCCUUCACUACCUGUUCUUAAAACCACAAGGAAGUCUGUAGUUAUGGUCACAUCGCUGGCCAUAGUUUCAUGUUUAUUUGUGUUAUUUGUCGCCGCUGUUACGUUCCUUAUAGUAAGGCGCAGGAACAAAUAUGCUGAGGUGCUUGAGGAUUGGGAGCUCGACUAUGGUCCUCAUAGGUUUUCAUACAAGGACCUGUUUCAAGCAACAAAAGGGUUCAAGGAAGAAAAUUUACUGGGGACUGGAGGCUUCGGUAGAGUCUACAAAGGUGAGUUGCCUAAUUCCAAGAUGGAGAUCGCAGUUAAGAAAAUCUCUCAUGAUUCAAGACAAGGCAUGAGAGAAUUUGUGGCUGAAAUUGUUAGCAUUGGUCAGCUCCGCCACCGAAACCUUGUUCAGCUCUUAGGCUACUGCCGUCGUAAAGGAGAAUUCCUCUUGGUCUAUGAUUUCAUGGCCAAUGGUAGCCUUGAUAAAUUCUUAUACGGUAAAAAGAACCCUACUGUCAAUUGGGCUCAAAGGUUCCGAAUCAUCAAAGGGGUUGCUUCAGGUCUCUUAUAUCUCCAUGAAGAUUGGGAGCAGGUUGUGCUACAUAGAGACAUCAAGGCCAGUAAUGUGUUGUUAGAUGGAGAUUUUACCGGAAAGCUGGGAGAUUUUGGCCUUGCAAAAUUAUAUGAUCGAGGCUCUGAUCCUCAAACUACUCGUAUUGUUGGAACCAUGGGUUAUCUGGCACCUGAGCUCCCUAUGACUGGAAAGGGUUCGACUAUGACUGAUGUAUUUGCAUUUGGUGUCUUCUUAUUUGAAGUAGUUUGCGGUAGGAGGCCAAUUGAGUUCCAAGCAGAAGCUGAAGACCUGAUUCUUGUUGAUUGGGUUCUGGAGAAUUGGAAACGGGGUUUGCUUAUGGAGACAGUGGAUCAAAGAUUGACAGAGUAUUGUGUCGAUGAAGUUGAGUUAGUAUUAAAGCUUGCUUUGCUAUGCUCACAUCCAAUGCCAGAAGUUAGGCCAAACAUGCGGCAAGUGGUGCAAAUUUUAGAUGGAGCCGUAGAACUCCCCGAGUUGUUGCCACGUUGUAUGAGCUUUAGCUCUAUGUCAUUGUACCAGAAGGUAGGGUUCGAUAAUUAUAUUAUGUCACUCACCUCAUCAGCUUCCACGCUUCCUGCUAUGUCAGGAGGCCGAUGAUAGCUUUGUAAGGAAAACGAUGUUCUUUCUUAUACAGAAGAACUACUUGUUCAUCAAAAGAUACAUACAUGUUGCUUUUCC